Messenger RNA from Marasmius oreades (fairy-ring Marasmius), 978 nucleotides. RefSeq lists its product as uncharacterized. The record is from RefSeq and is a predicted model, not a curated record. Bases 1 to 978 code for a protein of 325 amino acids. NCBI's taxonomy places the organism in Eukaryota, Fungi, Basidiomycota, Agaricomycetes, Agaricales, Marasmiaceae. The transcript is spliced from 4 exons.
AUGCGUCUUUUGUCUCUGGUACUGGCGUUGACAAUCGAAACGCUUCAACCUCAUGUAUCGGUUGAGGCUUUGAACAUAACGUUCCCCACACCACCAAGAGCAGCUCAAGGUUCGACAUUCAUAUGGACCCGAGAAGAGCAUGAUCCUCAACAAGCUUGGUUGAGAAAGCGGAAGUUGGACGGGACCCCUGGUGUUGCUCCCUGGGUGAACGAUUCUGUAGCGUUGGAUCUGACACCGGGAGGGGGGGUUGACUCAAUCGUGUUCACGAGGGAAGGGCUAUACAAUAUCGGCAUCUUUGAUAAAUCUGACAGCCCGAAAUCGGCUCCUUUACUGCAGCCAAUUGCUAUGGUACAAGUCACUGUAAUCGAGUCAUUAAACUCCACUUCAACUGGAGCUACUCAAACGCCAAGCCAAACACUUUCAUCGACUUCUUCUGCCACAGCAGGGGAAUUACGAGCGGCGACGCCAAAGCCACACAAACUUAGUCCCGGUGCAAUCGCUGGUAUCGCGGUGGGGGCAGCGGCGGCGUUGAUGCUACCCAUUAUAAUGCUUUGCAUCCGUUAUCGCAGGGCAAGGGCUUCCUCUCGUUUAACAGAGACCGAUCCAACUCCUUUCAUCCAAACCACCUCCUCGGUUCAAGGAUUGAGCAAAGAAGCUCGAACACAGAACUCCAGUACACCAAAUGAUCCGAUUGAAGGCUCAAAUCAACAGCUUGCCGGGAGACCCGAAACUAUUCAGCACCAGGAUAGCGGCUGGAGACCACCACUACUCAUUUCGGAAAACGAUCAUAUUCCCAUAGAGUUGCCUCCGACCUACGGGGAUUCGACGAGGAGAGCUAGAGUUGGCCAAACUAGGAACGAAGGAAGACGUGUCGAUUUGGCUGGUAACACAGGGUUAACUGAGAGUGUUUCUAGUCCACUAGAGGCCAGUCCGCUUGAAAAGGUUAACCCCAAUAAGGAGUAUUACAGUCGACAAUGA